CCCGCCGGGCGCUGCGGAAGCGCAGUCGGCUGGGGUCCGUCCCUCCGGCCUUCAGCACUGGGAGGCGGAGCGAGAGCUCGGCCUGGGCGGUAUCCUCCGGAGCGGCCAUCGCCGGGCUCCAUGGAGAAGCGGGGUGCGCCGCCGGUCGCCCCCCCGCGGGGCCCGGUGCUGCACAUCGUGGUGGUGGGCUUCCACCACAAGAAGGGCUGCCAGGUUGAAUUCUCCUACCCUCCCCUGAUGCCUGGAGGAGGACAUGACAGCCACACUUUACCAGAGGAAUGGAAAUAUUUGCCGUUUCUUGCCUUACCAGAUGGUGCUCACAACUACCAGGAAGAUACCGUGUUUUUUCAUUUGCCACCAAGAUGUGGGGACCGAACCACAGUAUAUGGUGUCUCUUGCUAUAGGCAGAUUGAAGCAAAGGCAUUAAAAGUGCGACAAGCAGACAUCACCCGAGAAACAGUGCAGAAAAGUGUCUGUGUUCUCAGCCAGCUGCCUUUGUAUGGGUUACUUCAGGCAAAGCUGCAGCUCAUCACUCACGCAUAUUUUGAAGAAAAAGACUUCUCGCAAAUUUCAAUUCUAAAGGAACUUUAUGAUCAUAUGAAUAGUUCCUUGGGAGGGACUUUGCUAGAAGGGUCACAAGUUUAUCUUGGUCUGUCUCCUCGGGAUCUUGUUCUUCACUUUAGACACAAGGUCUUGAUCCUUUUUAAAUUGAUUCUUCUAGAGAAAAAGGUGCUGUUUUAUAUUUCUCCGGUAAAUAGAUUGGUGGGAGCUCUGAUGACUGUCCUGUCAUUAUUUCCUGGUAUGAUUGAGCAUGGUCUUACUGACAGCUCACACUAUAGACCCAGAAAAAGCGUAUCAGAGGAUGCUGGCUUUCAAGAAACUACACCGUGGUUAGAUAACUCAACUUCUGUGUCUGCUGGCGAUAGUUCAAAUACAAACUUGGGAAUGGGGAAGAGAGGCAGGAAGAUGCCAGGAAACCACUCAGUGGAAGGUCAAAAAGCGAACGUGCCUUUCUCCCAGUCAGAGAAGACUUUCAGUGGAGCUCAGUCCUCCAAUGGUACUCUGCAACAUUUGGAAGUUCCUUCCCGCACUUCUCCAGAAUCCUCUGAAAGUGACUGGGAGACCUUAGAUCCUAGCAUUUUGGAGGAGUCUAAUAUGAAAGGAGAAUGUGAAAAAGCAGCAUCAGAACAGGCGGAAAAUCGUCCAAGUGAAUGCAGGAGCUCUGAAAGUCUUCCAAUCACUGUGCAGCCCCAAGCAAACACGGGACACAUGGUGCUUGUUCCAGGUCUCAUAUCUGGGUUGGAAGAGGACCAAUAUGGUAUGCCACUGGCUAUUUUUACAAAGGGAUACCUUUGCUUGCCAUACAUGGCACUACAGCAACAUCAUCUUCUGUCAGAUGUAACAGUCCGCGGCUUUGUAGCGGGAGCCACCAAUAUCCUGUUCCGUCAGCAAAAACAUCUGAGCGAUGCAAUUGUGGAAAUAGAAGAUGCUCACGUACAAAUCCAUGAUCCAGAACUUCGUAAGAUCCUGAACCCUACAACUGCUGACCUAAGAUUUGCAGAUUACUUGGUGAAGCACGUAACUGAGAACAGAGAUGAUGUUUUCCUUGACGGCACUGGAUGGGAAGGAGGAGAUGAGUGGAUCAGGGCUCAGUUCAGUGCUUAUCUUCAUGCACUGCUUGCUGCUGUGCUGCAACCAGACAAUGAAAAGACUUUGUCAGAUUUUGGAACAGCCUUUGUAGCAGCCUGGAAAAAUACUCACAACUACAGAGUAUGGAAUAGCAACAAGCAUCCAGCUCUUGCAGAAGUACAUUCGAGCCAUCCAUUUCAGGGACAAUACUCUGUGUCGGAUGUUAAGUUAAGAUUGUCACAUUCUGUGCAAAACAGUGAACGUGGAAAGAAGAUUGGAAAUGUGAUGGUUUCUACUAGCCGAAAUGUUGUGCAAACAGGAAAAGCUGUAGGUCAGUCGGUUGGAGGAGCCUUCACAAGUGCAAAAUCAGCCAUGUCAUCAUGGUUUUCUACUUUCACACAGUCAAGCCAAAGCCUUGGGGACUAAGUGAUGGUUUUGCCCAGCGCUGCUGAAUAUUUCAGGUGCAAUGGUUUCUCUGAGCUGUAAAAGGACUGCUCCAAAAAGUAGGAGUGAAUACUACCUAUCCAGGACCAAAACAAGGCAUAUGUUGCUUGCAAGGAGGUGUGGAAUGUUAUCAUUCAGUUUCACUAGAAGUGUAGAAUGGUGAGUGUCUCCAUACAAUGAGAUGGCAUUUGCUGGGUAUUGGUUGUGUUUAAAAUGACUACUUUAAAUCUGAGCCUUUAUAAAUACAUUAGCAAACAAGGCUUAUUGCAAGCCAAACGUGUUUGACUUUAGAUUUGUACAUUUUCUUGGAUGUUGAAGAUAUUUAUGUAAAGUAGUUAUAUUUUUCAAUCCAAGUAGCCAAAUGGUUGUGAAUCUUCUUAGAAAUAAGCAGCGUGUGACUACUGGUUUGUCUUUCCGGUUGGGUUAGAGAGAAUGUCAGCAACAAUUAUAGGGGUGGAAGCCCUUAAAGGGCUCAAAGCCAGAUGGCACUUUGUUGGUUCCACCUGCAGACUAGAAUCAGCAGGGUGCAGAAUAAGACUGUGGCUGACGUUUGAGUGUUUCUCCUUUCUCAUCUGUAGCCAUGCACAGUCUUUUGCAUUAAUCUGUCUCUAGCUCUCUUUGUGUCUGCAAGUCUGUGUAACGAUUGCAAAAUCGCUCUUUUCUUGGUAUUACACAGUAGGCCUUUGUAACAGCAUAUGUUUUGCCAGUGUUUUACCCCAGGACAUGAACAUGUUGGAUUCCAGUUGGAGAGAUCUCUUCAAGAGAAGUAUUACAAAACAAUACUCCAAAAUUAGAAUUGAAUCAUAGACAGUUUUCUAAGGUCUUGCUCUGUUAGGAUAUAAUUACGCCAUCAAUGUAAUUAUUAUGUAUAUGAAUACUAAGUAUUAAAAUUACCUAAGCUAGCACAGUAGCAAAAUGCGUAUUUUUUUUGCCAAUGAAGUUAUGAAGACUCUUCCAAAUGAAAAUCAGCUAUACAGAUUUUUUUUCUUUGUCUACUCAGGGAAUGUUCUAUUUGGAUAACUGCUUUUUUCAUAAGGAAAGUAACACCAGAACUGAGGGAGCAACUGAAACAGUUCAGUUCUUGUCCUUGCAUGAAGGAAUGUAAUAGUUUGUAUGAAAAGAUGUGACAUAAUGCUGUACUUCAUAUAGAAAGUGCAGACAGUGUCUUCUGUUUGUAAAAUAUUCCACAUCAUAAGUUUCAUGCUCCUGAAACAGAUUAUUUGCUGUUAGUUGCAAUGUAUGUGCCUAUUCCUUCUCACAUCCCCAUGUGAUAACUGUUAACAUUUUCUGUGUUGUAUUAUUGGAUAUUCCAACUUCUCUGUAUUGCAACGCUCUUAGUUUAUUCCUUCAUCAGUAUCUUUGUGUUCUGCCAUGCUUUUUUCUGGGGCUAAGGUUUCAAGUCAUGGUUAUUUCUUACAUUCCUCAAAUAAAAUAGCUGCAAAAGAGAUAAAUAAGACGGUUUUAGUGUAUAGUAUAUUUAAUUUAAGAAGUUAAGUUCUAAUUUCUUCAGGUGCAUUUCAAAAGCUAGCAGAAAAGGCACAGCUGCAUCUCAUAGUCCCACAAUGUAAUUUUCAGUGUUAUUGGGUCAUAUAGUAAUUCAAAAGCACAAGAUCUGUUUUAAAGUGUUCAAGCUAGAUACGCAGUAGAACAGCCCUGGAAAUCUGAAAGCGUACAGCUGGCUUGAGUAGCUUCAUUUGAGAAGGGCAAGAAACGCCCCUAGAGCUCUUCUAAUCUACUGCUUCUGACAUACAAGUAAAAUACAUCUACAGAACUUUAUCUAUUGCUCCUGGACUCUGUAUGUACGUGUCUAUCUUCUGACACUUCUGAUGCUCUUUUAUGUUCUAUUCCACAACUCUGUAAUAAACAUUCAUAUCUUUUUAAAAAUUAUGUAAUACUUGUAGGAAGACCUCCGGUGAAAUAAGACUAAAGAUGCAGUUAUUGGUGAUGACUGUAGAGCUUUCUGAUUCAGCAUGCAGAUAAGAAAAUAAUAGCUUGCUUUUGUGAUCUUUUUCCCCACUGGCCUGGCUGUCUCUGUUGUGGAGCCAAAAAUCCAACCAGAUUAAGAGUGUUUUCCUUUCUUGUUUCUCAACACAAGGUUGGAUUAAGAAACUUGUAUUCAUCUUCAAUAUUUUUAAGAAUCAGCUUCCUGCCAGCAAGUUAAAUGGUGAUUUUAAACUCAGCAGCGGGUGGUGAUGAAGUGAUCUUCAUAAUAAGUUGUUCAUUAACAUGUAUGUUUGCUCUUUGACAUUUGCUUAAAUGUACUUUUGGUCUGUAGGAGGGAUAGCAGCCACUGACUUUCAUCUCAGUUGACGUAGUCCUCUUCUUAAUGUUUGUGAUCUCUUCAGAUAAAUCGAGCAUGAAUGCAAGUUAUUUUCUUCCCCUCUAUUGUAAAACUUCCAGUGCAAGCAUUAUUACUUAUUCAAAAGGAUUUAUGCGGUCAGCUUCUAUUUCAAAGACCCUGACAUCCAUUUCUGCAUGGCAAAAAAUAGAGUACUAAAUGAAUUGGUGAUAGCACCUCCAAUGAGUAAACCCUGUAGGUAUUGGUACAGCUCAGUCACAAUGUACAUUGCAAAGGUAUUUCUGAUUGUUAGUGUUCCGCACAAACUCACCUCCACGUAAUAACAGUGUAACGCUUCCCUCAACUUUCUGGCAUUAAAGGCAUCAACCUCUGCCCCUUGUAAGUUACCAAUAUUUGGGGAACUGCCUACUGAGUGUGCCUAGACACAAGCCCCCCCAAAUCCACUGGACUACGUAUUGUUGACCUAAUAUUUCAUUUGGCUAAAACAUUCAGCGUUUUUCAUCAUUUUCACGACAUAACCUUAAUUCUUGAGUGCAUCUGACAGCACUUUCUUCAAAUGUAACAAUUAAUUAUCAUUUUCAGAUCAUUCUUCUAGUCCAUUGCAUUUGUUUGUACAUCUGUUUUAAGCACCUUUUGGAAUUAAAUUUAGUAUUUUGUCUAAACAAGCUUCUUAUUUCCAUAAAAAUUAUUCUUAAGUAGAGAAACUAAUGUGGCAGUAUUUAAUUGUAAAAGUGAAGGUGUGAAUACAGUUUUUAAACAUGAAACUAUGACUUGAUCACUGAAAAAUAGAAGCAAUGGAUUUGAUUUUUUUCUCGUGCUGCUUGAAAAUAAAUACAUCCACCCUACUUAAA
Numida meleagris (helmeted guineafowl) is the source of this 5223-nucleotide messenger RNA. RefSeq names its product AVL9 cell migration associated (gene AVL9). Gene Ontology annotation, cellular component: cytoplasm. The transcript is spliced from 16 exons. The record is from RefSeq and is a predicted model, not a curated record. Bases 121 to 2055 code for a protein of 644 amino acids. Lineage: Eukaryota; Metazoa; Chordata; Aves; Galliformes; Numididae.